ACCCGCGCGAGCCGAGUCGCUGUUGCGAAGGGAACCGGUCUGGCGCAGGACUCGGGGCUGUUUCAGCCCAGCUGGUUCCGGCCGGGAAAAAUGGCGGUGGCUGGGGCGGCGCUGCGGGAGCAGUUGGUGGACUGGUGUACCGAGCAGUUGCGGAAAACUUUCGGCCUGGAUGUCAGUGAGGAGAUCAUGCAGUAUGUUUUGUCAAUUGAGAGUCCUGAAGAGAUACGAGAAUAUGUUACUGACCUCCUUCAGGGAAAUGAAGGCAAAAAAGGUCAAUUCAUAGAAGAGCUUAUAAACAAAUGGCAAAAGAAUGAUCAGGAGUUGAUUUCUGAUGCACUGCAGCCUUCCUUCAAAAAAGAUGAAAUUUUAGACGGGCAGAGAUCAGGAGACCAGUUAAAGAGAAGUAGGCGGAAAGGGAGAAACAGACAGGAAGUUCCUGCAUUUGCUGAACCUGACACAACCCUAGAGGUCAAAACACCUUUUGAUUUGGCCAAGGCACAAGAAAACAACACUUUAAAGAAGAAGACAAAGUUUGUCAGUUUAUAUACAAAAGAGGGACAAGACAAGCUUGCAGUCCUGAUCCCAGGUCGCCACCCUUGUGAUUGCCUGGGCCAGAAGCACAAGCUGAUCAAUAACUGUCUGAUCUGCGGGCGUAUAGUCUGUGAACAAGAAGGUUCUGGUCCUUGCUUAUUCUGUGGAACUCUGGUAUGUACUCGUGAAGAAAAGGAUAUUUUACAACGUGACUCAAACAAGAGCCAGAAAUUGCUCAAGAAGUUAAUGUCAGGGUCGGAGAAUUCUGGAAAAGUGGACAUCUCUACCAAGGACCUUCUUCCUCAUCAAGAGUUGCAAUUUAAGUCUGGUCUGGAAAAGGCUAUCAAGCAUAAAGACAAACUGUUAGAGUUUGAUAGAACUAGUAUUCGAAGGACCCAAGUAAUUGAUGAUGAGUCAGAUUACUUUGCCAGUGAUUCUAACCAGUGGUUAUCCAAAAUUGAGCGGGAAACUUUGCAGAAGCGAGAGGAGGAGCUGAGAGAAUUUCGACAUGCCUCUCGGCUUUCUAAGAAGAUCACCAUUGACUUUGCAGGCAGAAAGAUCGUGGAAGAUGAAAAUCCACUAGCCGAAUAUCAUAGCAAACUAGAUGAGACAAUACAGGCUAUUGCCAGUGGAACCUUGAACCAGUCACUGAACAAAUUGGAUAAAUCUUCUGAAGAGCCUUUGGGAAUUCUGGUGAAUCCGAACCUGUACCAGUCCCCUCCCCAGUGGAUAGAGCAGACAGCUGCAGCCACACAGAAGAAGGCUUUCCAUUCAGCAGGAUCAGGAUCAUAUCGGCACCAGUUGCGAAUCCAGGAUGAAGAAUUUCAGGAAGGCUUUGAUGGUGGCUGGUGCCUCUCUAUGCAUCAGCCCUGGGCUUCUUUGCUUGUCAGAGGGAUUAAAAGGGUGGAGGGCAGAAGUUGGUACACCCCUCACAGAGGACGACUUUGGAUAGCAGCCACAGCCAAAAGACCCUCCCCUCAAGAAGUCUCAGAACUCCAGACUACAUAUCGUUUUCUUCGUGGGAAAGAUGUGGAAUUUCCCAGUGACUAUCCAUCAGGUUGUCUUCUGGGCUGUGUGGACCUAAUUGACUGCUUGUCCCAGAAUCAAUUUAAGGAUCAGUAUCCAGACAUGAGUCAAGAAUCUGAUUCUCCAUUUGUUUUCAUCUGCACAAAUCCCCAGGAAAUGAUUGUGAAGUUUCCUAUUAAAGGAAAUCCAAAAAUCUGGAAACUGGAUUCCAAGAUCCAUCAAGGCGCAAAGAAGGGGUUAAUGAAGCAGAAUAAAGCUGUCUGACCCAGGAGAAAAGGAACUAUACAGCAUAAUGGAGUUUUGUGUACUAAAAUUGUUAUCCGUUGGUCCUUUGGAACUGAAGCAGUAAAAAUCUCAAGGCUUGGAAUCAAGCUUGACACUCUCAGAAUUUAAACUCUUAACAAACUUGUAUAUUUUUCUUAAGGAGUGGGAUUCUUUAUGUAGUGGGUCAAAAUCUUUGAAUACAUUAUUUAUAAAAACCUAUUUUAAAAA
This is a messenger RNA of Pipistrellus kuhlii (Kuhl's pipistrelle), 2049 nucleotides long. RefSeq names its product thyroid hormone receptor interactor 4 (gene TRIP4). The transcript is spliced from 13 exons. Bases 91 to 1821 code for a protein of 576 amino acids. The record is from RefSeq and is a predicted model, not a curated record. Lineage: Eukaryota; Metazoa; Chordata; Mammalia; Chiroptera; Vespertilionidae. Gene Ontology annotation, cellular component: nucleus. Gene Ontology annotation, biological process: positive regulation of DNA-templated transcription. Gene Ontology annotation, molecular function: zinc ion binding; transcription coactivator activity.